This is a messenger RNA of Geodia barretti, 771 nucleotides long. The record is from the annotation of a GenBank genome assembly. Lineage: Eukaryota; Metazoa; Porifera; Demospongiae; Tetractinellida; Geodiidae.
AUGGAAUGGAGCGAUACGGGGAUCGUCCUCUCCGCCCGCCGCCAUGGCGAGAGCGCCGCCGUCGUCUCGCUGCUGACCGAGCAUCACGGCCGCCAUGCCGGUCUCGUGCAGGGCGCGCGCGGCCGCCGGGGGCGCGGGCUCUACCAGCCGGGCAACACGCUCGCGGCACGCUGGCAGGCGCGCCUCGCCGAGCAUCUCGGGCGCUACACAUGCGAGCUCGUGCGCGCACAAUCAAGCGUGCUGCUGGACGAUCCGCCCCGUCUUGCGGCGCUCGCCGCCGUCUGCGCGCUGACAGAGGCGACGUUGGCGGAGAGGCAUCCCUAUCCACAGGUUUACCGCGCCCUCGGGCAUCUGCUCGACGCCCUCGAAGCGAACGAGCGUUGGGCUGAGACCGUGGUCCGCUAUGAACUCGCGCUGCUCGGCGAGCUCGGCUUCGGCCUCGACCUCUCGGCCUGCGCGGCGACCGGCGCGGUCGAGGGGCUGGCCUAUGUGUCGCCGCGUAGCGGGCGGGCGGUAACGCGUGAAGCCGGCGCGCCCUAUGUGGAGAAGUUGCUCCCGCUGCCACCCUUCCUUGCACUGUCGGAGGGCGACACCGCCUCUGCCACUGCCGCCGACAUCGUCGCGGGCCUCAGGCUGACCGGAUGGUUCCUGGAGAAACACGUGUUCGGCGGCCAGGGCGGCCGCAUGCCGCCCGCCAGGGAGCGCUUCAUCGAUCGCCUGCAGACUGGCGCGACCUCGUCGCCGGCUGCGCAGGUGAGGCAAGAAUCAUAA